CAGCUGGGAGGCUAUUCCAUCCUCGAACCCCACCCGAGCCGUCCAGACAGGCUGUACGCGUGCUCCUGUCCACAUCAUCCACACCGUCACUGGCCGGGUGUCUCUGUGUCUGUCCGCAACCAAGCGCCAAUUCUCCUUUUGCUGAAAAAGUACAAGCUGAAGAAACAUGGAGGCCAUCAAGAAGAAAAUGCAGAUGCUGAAGCUGGAUAAAGAGAACGCGAUCGACCGGGCAGAGCAGGCUGAAGGAGACAAGAAGGGGGCCGAGGACAAAUGCAAACAGCUGGAGGAGGAGCUACUAGGUCUGCAGAAGAAGCUGAAAGGAGUGGAGGAUGAGCUGGACAAAUACUCAGAAUCACUGAAGGAUGCCCAGGAGAAGCUGGAGCAAGCAGAAAAAAAGGCAGCAGAUGCUGAGGCAGAAGUAGCAUCUCUAAACAGGCGUAUCCAGCUGGUGGAGGAGGAGCUGGAUCGAGCUCAGGAAAGACUGGCUACUGCUUUGCAGAAGCUGGAAGAGGCAGAGAAAGCUGCAGACGAGAGUGAGAGAGGAAUGAAGGUCAUAGAGAACAGAGCAACAAAAGAUGAGGAGAAAAUGGAGAUCCAGGAGAUGCAGCUGAAGGAAGCCAAACACAUCGCUGAGGAGGCUGACCGCAAAUAUGAAGAGGUUGCACGUAAACUGGUGAUCCUGGAGGGUGAUCUGGAGCGUUCAGAGGAGCGUGCUGAGGUGGCUGAGGCGCGAGUGAGGGAGCUGGAGGAGGAGCUCAGGCUAAUGGACCAGAAUUUGAAGUCCAUGGCGUGCGGAGAGGAAGAGUACUCACAAAAGGAGGACAAAUACGAAGAAGAAAUCAAAGUUCUGACUGACAAACUGAAAGAGGCUGAGACUCGUGCAGAGUUUGCAGAGAGAUCUGUGGCCAAGCUGGAGAAGACCAUCGAUGAUUUGGAAGAAAAACUGGCUCAAGCCAAAGAGGAGAACCUGGACAUGCAUCAGGUGUUGGACCAAACCCUUCUGGAGCUCAACAAUCUAUAAAGACAUCUUCAGAGCUACACAAGGGACAACCCAAAGGAUAGAACAGAGCAUGACAAAAUCUAAAACCACCGGAGUAUGCCCUUACAAAUGGAAUCUUAAAGUAAAAUCAACGGUUGCUAUUGUUAAAGAAAAAGAAAAGAAAAAGAAAAACAGUAAAUGUGAGGAGUGGUUAACAUGUAAAUCUAUGAAGUGAUAUGAGCAAGAAAAGAGUAUAAUUAUAAUCAUAAUUAAUCAGAAAUUAUUCUAUUAUUGCUAAAAAGUUCCUUGCAUGUAUGUAAGUAUCUGGUGUGCACUAGAAAAUCACUCACUGGCACAACUAUGUCAACAUGUCAAGAUCAGAAGCAUUUCUCUUCUUUGUUUACUUAUGUAUCUUGUAAGUCGUAGUUGCUACUGCACUGAAUAACAGUUACUGACAAACCUUUCUCCAUCAUGCAACAUAGUCUAUGCACCUUCUUUUCUUUUUUCUAUUUUUUUUUUUUACAUUUUCCCUUUGUUAAGUUUCAACAACAAACUGGUAGAGAACAAAUUAACAGAAAUUUAAGUGUGUGAGUGAUUGUCCAUCUUAAAAGAUAAAAUAAAUAAAGCUCUGGAAUCUGUGAUACU
This is a messenger RNA of Scatophagus argus, 1624 nucleotides long. RefSeq names its product tropomyosin 2 (beta) (gene tpm2). Gene Ontology annotation, molecular function: actin filament binding. Gene Ontology annotation, cellular component: actin filament. The coding region runs from base 167 to 1021 and encodes 284 amino acids. The transcript has 9 exons. Lineage: Eukaryota; Metazoa; Chordata; Actinopteri; Scatophagidae. The record is from RefSeq and is a predicted model, not a curated record. Gene Ontology annotation, biological process: actin filament organization; muscle contraction.